Capsicum annuum is the source of this 811-nucleotide messenger RNA. RefSeq lists its product as uncharacterized. The record is from RefSeq and is a predicted model, not a curated record. The coding region runs from base 162 to 512 and encodes 116 amino acids. NCBI's taxonomy places the organism in Eukaryota, Viridiplantae, Streptophyta, Magnoliopsida, Solanales, Solanaceae. The transcript has 2 exons.
ACACAUUAUCACACCUUAUCUAGAUCUAAGUAUAAUCUAAAAAACUUUGCUUUUAUACAAUAUCUUUUCUCUAUAAAUAGUGCACUUUGAGCACCUUAUUUUCACAUCAACCAAAAUAAGAAUACCGUAUAAUAUAACUCACUAUUCCUCGAUAUCUUUCAAUGGCAUUGAAAGUUGUAAUGAUGUUGUUCCUUGCAAUGAUUGUGGUGACAGAGCAUUAUGCUAUGGCCCAAGAAAAAAUUGACAUCGCUUGCUACCUAAAAUGUGUAGUGAAGUGCGAAGAAAAUCCGCUGUGCCUAGGUUGGUGCCUUUCCGGUUGCAUUUAUCAUGGAAACACAGAUGAAUCAGUUGAUACUGUGGCUGCAACUCGAAAACGUGUUUGUGAUUUUGGAUGUACCCUUGGUCAUUGCUCCAAGUUCCUCAUCCAAUACGAUAAAGAGAAGUUUGGAAGUUGCAUGACAAGCUGCAGUGAGAAAUAUUGCAUUGACAAUGCUCUAGAGAAAGCUUCUUAAGAACUAAUUAGUUCUAAUAAAUAAGUAAAAUUAUGGUCCUCAACGUAUGUGUCAAUGACACUAUGCUAUGUACUUAAGCUACUAGAUACUUUUGUUGUUCUAAUGUUCUAAGUUAUGGAUGUAAUUGUGCUAGGAGGGAGCCGAGUAACUGAUAAAGUUGUUGUCAUGUGAUAAUACACCUUUACGGUGGGGUCCUUCUCCAUACCCUAUGUAUAGCGAUAACUUUAGUGUACCUGGCGACUCUUUUUUAUGUGUGUAAUUGUGUUGUAUUGAAUAAAACUCUAUUGCUUCCUACUAAA